This is a messenger RNA of Aspergillus alliaceus, 4318 nucleotides long. RefSeq names its product HECT domain protein. The coding region runs from base 151 to 4083 and encodes 1310 amino acids. Gene Ontology annotation, molecular function: ubiquitin-protein transferase activity. NCBI's taxonomy places the organism in Eukaryota, Fungi, Ascomycota, Eurotiomycetes, Eurotiales, Aspergillaceae. The record is from RefSeq and is a predicted model, not a curated record. The transcript is spliced from 2 exons.
UCUCAAUCCGGAUGAUAUCAACGUGGAAAGGGUAGGCUAUCAUCAUCCAGGCCCCUCUGGAUUCGCUGACCGAUCGAUACAACUAAAGACACACAUUUUUAGUCAAACCUUCCUGGUUGGGGGUUCAGGCAUGCUCCUCGACCUGCAAAGAUGACUAGGCUCCGCGGAGCUUCCGUGAACUCUUAUGAAGUUUCGCAUUGUGGCACGGAUAGACACCAAUUUCAUCGGUCGAAGCUCCCGCCAAACGCGCCCGAACUUAUCACGCAGAAUACGGUCGAUGUAUCGGAUCCCGGGCAGGUAUUGCUAUGGUAUAGGGAUGAGCGACGGCGACAAUUCAACCUUCUGGUUCGCAGGUACAAAAACCAACUUUUGCACGGAUGUCAGGAUCCAAACUGCCCAACCCCAACCUGCGCGAGCUAUCGAAGGAGAGCGUCGGAUGGCCCCUUUCGUCGGUAUACCGAGUUGAGUGCCCGGACACUGGCUUGCUACCUGGCUAGCGUGGAUAACGCGGAGAGUGGUCUUUGUCGUAAUGCCGCCCGAGUUCCACCCGAUUUCUCUUUACAGGAUUAUCAUCAGCGAUCCAAACGUCGGAACCGUGCUUCUAAAAACGACUCAAGGAAGGACCGUGGUGGAUUAUCGGUAGUGGAUCAAGGCGCUAUUGAUGUACCUUCAGCGGCACAAACUGCGUCAGAUGGACAUGAUGAUCCUUGGGAUGCUGCGAAACGGGAUCCGAUCUCUAGUCAAUCCGAAUGUAUACCGGCCAACGAAGACCAGCCGACCCAACCAUUGAAGGAUCCAAAGUCCUUCACGCAAAACCUGUUUGAUACUUUAUCCCUGAGAAUGAUUGAAUGGCUACCUUUGCGACGUUCGCCAAGUGUGUUUGGAGCAGAUUCCGAUUAUUCAUACUCUCGAUCCAGUUCUCGAUCUUCAAAACCGAGUAGUGGACAUGCCAGAUCGCCUUCCGACGCAGACGAGCACUGCCAAGGGAGGGAACAUACAUCUCAGCAUGACGCUUUCAUUGGGAGUAAUCCACAUACACCUUCGUCACGGCACCUGGGCAAUCCAGCAGCUGCAGUUGAGUUGAGAUUACCGAACCAGCAAAUUAAACGGCUAUCGCUCGCUGAGGUAGAUCAGCGACGGCAAAGUCCACGCUCGAGCAUCGACGAGAAGGCCUACCCAGAACUAAAGCCUGCCAGGAAGCUCUCAAUCAAUACACAUGCAAGUACAGAUGGGCUCGUCAACAUACCUUCUCCUCCCUCUUUAAGACAUCGUCCACAGAAGCAUCGGGGAAGGAAUGGAGACAUGCAUGAGCAGGUGAAAAAAGAGAGACGUGUUUCCUGGGACGGCACAAAGCUCUUGAAUGGGGUCCAUGUUCCUGACGACGAAAACCUCCCAGUCAACGAUAACAAUGAUCAGCCUCGCUCGGAGCCUCAAUGCCCCAGUGACCCUAGCCUGAAUCACAAUGAUACACAUCAAAGAGAGGACAUGUCGACGAUACAAUCUCUUACCCAUCUUACCAGUGAGAUUAUUGACGAGCUAGGAAGAAUGUUGGUCCUAUCUGAUGAUGAAGCUGAACGAUGGAAGGAUGAAUUGGCCUACAUAGAGACUACGGGCACAUUCGACGAUUCAGAGUGGAGGUUUGCAACUUCUCGACAACGUGAAGUCUUUGCAUUUAUUGCUCAGAGCGUUUUCUAUACACUGAGCAGCACAAGGCAGAUUCUACGAUCCUUUCGGGAGAGCACGGCCGGCCCGAGUGAGGUGAAGCAGAGUAGUUUUAGUUCAAAGCUCAACCUUCAGCACCUACAACCAUCAUUACGCAAGCUGUUCACGAUUUGUCCUAGGGAACUGAUCUUCCAUAGUUUGUGGAGCGCAAUGGAGUCGCUGUUCGUUCCGCCAAAGGAACUAUUGAACCCCAGACAAUCCCGCCGUUCAUCAUACAACUCAGCCAGUGGAGCGUCUGUAUCUGCACCUAUAAUUAUUCGUCGAGCAUCUGAUGCAGUAGGCAAUGAACAUGUUCCUGAUUCGUUCGCAGCAGACAUUGCGACCGUCGCCCUUUUUGCCUUGGCUAGCUCUCUUCCAGAGAUAGAUGCAACUACCUGGCGUGGAAUUCUUCAAAUGCGCGCGACCGGAGUUGUAGCUUCAAAUGCGGAAAUGCAAAAACUCCCGCUGCGUAAUACACGAGUGAUUGUGGAUGUCACUGACGCACUAGAACAUGACCUCGCUUUGCGACUAAUCGACCGCUUGGUACGGGCUCUCACAGCGCGAAUGGCAUUUCAUGAAAUUUCGAAGACGCGACAUCCCUAUAGCCAUGCUUCGCGUAAAUCCAAGAACAGCGUUCUAGAUUUCCUCAUGAACAACCUCAGUGACAAUCACAGCUUUGUAACUGCCAAUGUCGAUUGGCAGGAUCAACCGCGACCACCGUGCACUGCUGCCAUCAUCGCUGAAUGGCUUCGUACUUUGUUGCUCAAAGAAUGGGAUGGAAGCCCCGAGAUGUCUAAAGGCAGCGCAACAGGAGGCGCCGUACAGAUAUUGUCCCUGAUGUACAAAGAGCGGGAUCGCUUAGGGCUCGUUCCAGAAGACUUCCACACACCUUUCCUCUCGGAAAGGUUGGAGCCCCUAGAGAUGCCUGUUGAAUGGAUGGGUAGAUCGCCCAAUAACAAGACCUUGCACUUGCUAUCAUACCCCUUUCUCUUCCCGCCCUCUGCCUUGGUCAUCUACUUCCGCGCUCUCAAUUAUGCCGCCAUGUCAAGAUUCUACGAAGCGGCAAUGACCACCACGAGACAUGUGACACAAACGGCGUUUGGAGCAAUACAGAUCCAGGAUGAUGUAGGCAUGCUAGCUCGGCUCAAGACUUCUAUGACUACAUAUCUAGUUCUUGUGGUCCGACGGGAUAACAUCCUCACCGAUGCCCUGAAUCAGUUGUGGCGGCGCGAAAGACGAGAGCUCAUGCGGCCGUUGAAAGUACAAAUGGGAAUGGAUGAAGGUGAAGAGGGGCUUGAUCACGGCGGUGUCCAGCAGGAGUUCUUCCGAGUCCUUAUGGCAGAGGCACUAGAUCAGUCAUACGGUAUGUUCACAAUGGAUAGCCGCACACGAAUCUCCUGGUUCCAGCCGUGCUCGUUGGAGCCCCUUUACAAGUAUGAGCUUCUCGGGCUGUUGAUGUCCCUUGCGGUUUACAACGGCCUUACUCUGCCUGUCAAUUUUCCAACUGCACUCUACCGCAAACUUCUAGGGCUCAAAGUGAAGCACCUCGAUGAUAUCCGGGACGGUUGGCCUGAACUUGCCAAGGGUCUCGAUCAACUUUUGGCGUGGGACGAUGGCGACGUGGAAGAUGUGUUCAUGCGCACAUAUGAAUUCAGCUUCGAGGCCUUUGGGACCAUUGAGACGGUAGACAUGCAGAAGGUCGACAAAGAUGCCCCCUGGCCACUUCCUUCCGUGUUGGCACGCUCGGGAGGGGGGAAUCGGUCCCUCGGUUCCCCGCCUUGGUCAGAAGUCCGCCGUUACACUGAUCGUGUCAAUCUAAGUCCUCCAUCGUCUAUGGGUGCAGAGGCCACGGAAUCGUUCGGGGAUAUGGCGAAGUCACUGGAUGGUUCAGUUGUGAUGCAGUCGCCUACGCCACCGGCUGAAGAGUCGACGCUUGUCACGAACCAGAAUAGAUCUCAAUUUGUACGAGAUUACAUCUUUUGGCUGACGGAUAAGUCGACGCGACCCCAGUUCGACGCGUUUGCACAGGGGUUUUAUACUUGUUUGGAUCGAUCGGCCUUGUCCAUAUUUACGCCAGAGGCGUUGAAGACGGUGGUAGAAGGAAUCCAAGAGAUUGAUAUGGAUGAGCUAGAACGCCAUGCGCGUUACGAAGGAGGUUUUGGUCCAGGCCAUCGCGUGAUCCGGGAUUUCUGGAGCAUCGCACGGCGGUUUCCUGCGGAGAAGAAGGCGCAGCUCUUGGAGUUUGUAACUGCCAGCGAUCGGGUUCCGGUCAAUGGGAUUGCGAGCAUCAUGUUUGUUAUUCAAAAGAACGGAGUGGGUGAUGCUGUAAGUGUACCUCCCUUGCCGGACAUAUUGUACGAGUGCCAUGCUGAUUGUUUCUAGCGCCUUCCUACCAGUUUAACCUGUUUUGGCCGGCUUCUUUUGCCGGAGUAUUCAUCAAAAAGUGUCUUGGAAGACAAGCUCAACAAGGCUUUGGAGAACGCUCGGGGAUUUGGCGUUGCGUGAUAUGGGACUCAUUUUGGGAUUAGCAUCGUAUAUCGUUCUACAUACCAAGUACACAAUACCCCUACUCUAUAUGUUUUUACAGUAUAUAGUAUUCAUAAGUGAAUAAAUCGCC